AUGGCAAAGAUAGAUGAUGAAAUUAAGGAGAUUAAAAAUUCUUCAGUUUGUGAAGCGAGAUACUCUGUAUCUAAUACCACACUUACCGAAAUGAAAAAUUUCAUUGAUACACCUGCGUUUGAUAUCAAUAGUGGAGCUAGUGUUAAAACACAUAAUACCCCAAUUUCUAGCCACUCUGUAAACACUCUUGGUAUUAAUGCUCCUAAUAAUGCUUCAAAUUCUGAUAUUACUGAAAAGUUGGAUAAAAAUAAUAGCAUAGAUACAGAAGGUGAGCAUCAAACUGAUUCUUAUUGGGUUUUAGGUUCACAUUGUCCACUAUGUAGAGAAAAUCAUAUGAGUUUAUAUAAGCCGGGAAUUCCACUUGAUGAUGUACUAAAAAUUCAGGAGUUAAAAACUCAACGCUUCACAUCACCUAUUCCUUGGAAUAAUGCUUUGAUCUUACCAGAUAAAAGUAUAGUAGUAGAAGCAUAG
Molecule: messenger RNA, 471 nt
Organism: Dentiscutata erythropus
Lineage: Eukaryota; Fungi; Glomeromycota; Glomeromycetes; Diversisporales; Gigasporaceae
Source: the annotation of a GenBank genome assembly